UACGUCACAUUUUCCGGAUGACAAUAAAUGACGACAAACAAAAAAAAACCAUGGCAGGCGGAUUAACCGACACUGAGUUAGCUAAACUUCGAAACAGAUUUAAAAGAGAUGCAGAGCUUCUUUUACAGCCAGUUUCGGAAGAGGAAGAAAAGAGUAAAGAGAAAGCAGACUCCAAACCACUCCCUCGCUUUAAUCGACACUCCGUCUUCUGGAUUUUGGCUUCCAUCGGUUUGACCUACUACAUUGAUUUUUUCAGAGUCAUCCUGGAAAAUGAAGAUAUCAAAAGUUGGUGGUUUAAUGUGGGCCUGGUGCUGCUGGGUGUGUGUCUGAGCCUCGCCACAUUCUGCAUUGUGUAUCUGGAGUGGUUCAAAGGAAUUCAGCAUUAUGAUCAGGAAUACCCCGCGAUUCCACCAAUCACCACCGCCGCGUUCAUCGCAGCCUCCUUCAGUUUUAACAUUGCACUGUGGCCUGUGUGGUCCUUCUUCACUCCUGUGAUUCUCUUCACUCAGUUUAUGGGAGUAGUGAUGAUAAUCUCACUACUCGGAUAAAGGCGAGAAUAUGCACACACACAAUUCUAUUCCCAAUCUUGUGAAACAGCAGUGUUUUUGUAGACCAUUUGGCUUUCGCAGUGACGUCUUUGUGUGUCCGCAUAUCAGAUGUUAUUGUCAUUGUGCUGUAUGAACUGAGAAGACAUUUUCAGACACAUCGUGACGCAGAUCCCACUGCAGUGACGUUUCCUCUUUUAUAUUCCAUUUUUUUUUAUGUUUUAGAUUGUAUGUAACUUAUUUUAUAUGUACAUCUCCCCAUAAAUAUCUCAGUGUCAAAAAAAAAAAAAAAAAAAAGACACAUUAAUUUACUGACUUUUCACAUUAAAAAUCCAUUUCAAUCAUCUU
This is a messenger RNA of Pangasianodon hypophthalmus (striped catfish), 893 nucleotides long. RefSeq names its product transmembrane protein 128 (gene tmem128). The transcript is spliced from 4 exons. Lineage: Eukaryota; Metazoa; Chordata; Actinopteri; Siluriformes; Pangasiidae. The coding region runs from base 18 to 548 and encodes 176 amino acids. The record is from RefSeq and is a predicted model, not a curated record.